Molecule: messenger RNA, 1935 nt
Organism: Cladocopium goreaui
Lineage: Eukaryota; Dinophyceae; Suessiales; Symbiodiniaceae
Source: the annotation of a GenBank genome assembly
AUGGCCGAAGACGAGGUGGUCCGCGAUUUCAAGAAACAGCUGAGCCGCGGCUCUUCUCACCUGGGGCGCUUGGCCGUCUUGGCAACAGAAGCAGCAGGCUCACAGCCACUGCGCAGCACUAGCUUUCCGGACCUCAGAGGUGAGUUGCUGUUCCCGGAGCUGGGCAGGGCUGGGGAUAUCGCCCAGCCUGGUGGCUUUCGUCGCGAGCACAUCUUGCGGCUGGCUCCCAAUCCUGCAGCUGAGCAGCCGCUGCUAAGCACGCUGCUGGAUCCAAGGUUGCUGCGCUACUUUUCCAAAACCGAGCUUGAAAGUGAAACUUCAACCGUCCUCGAACCUCCCGGAGCCUCAGAUCUCUCGACGGUCCUGGUGAUUUUGAAGUCCACAGUUGGUGGCACUUUGAUCAUCAUCCCAGGUGCUUUCUCAACCACUGGGCUUCUGCUGGCACCCUUAGUUUUGCUCUUCGUUGGUGGAGUUGAAAUCUACUGCAUGGUCUUGCUGGUGAAGUGUGUGCGCUCACUGGGACGUGGCUCCUAUGGCGAGAUUGCACAUAGAUCCAUUGGGGCUGCAGGGAUGUGGGCGGUGGAUUUGAGUAUCCUCCUGUCACAAAUCGGCUUUGUUUGUUCAGAAAUGCUAUACGUGGCCAAGAAUUGCGCUGGAGCCAUUUCAGCUUAUGGCGUGGAGUCGCCAUGGUUCUCCGAGACCAGCAUUUUGUUGCUGCAAUUGCUGGUGGCUAUACCCAUGAGCUGGAUACAGAAGCUCAAGUACUUUCAGGUGUCAAACAUUAUUGCCAAUACGACGGUCCUGCUUGCUUUAGCCAUUCUCUUGGGCUACUCUUUCAGUGGUUUGGUGACUGAGGGACCUGGAGUUGGUCUGCAAUCAGUAGGUCCCGAUUGGAUGAUCUUCGCUGGCAACGUGGUUUUUUCCUUUGAGUGCAUCAAUUUCGUAAUUCCAAUGUAUGACGCACAUGAAAAGAAGGAGACCUUUGCACCCAUCUUGGCCUACACCUUGCUGGCUGUUUGUGCUCUGUUCAUCAUCUUUGGUGGAGUUAACUAUGCCUUCUAUGGAAUAGAAACACGUCCGUUCGUGACCUUAAACCUCCCGAGCAACUCCAGAGUUGGAAAGAUCAUCCCCUUCGCAUUUGCGCUGGCUUCGCUGUUCAAUGUGCCACUCUUUCUUUUUCCUGCGGCCAUCUACUUGGAAUCGCAGUUCUUCAAUGGGCCAGCCUCUUGCGCCAGAACCUGGAAGAUCAAUGGCAUGAGGACCAUUCUGAUCUUGAUUUGUACCUUCAUUGCCUUUUUGGGCAAGGACAAGAUUGGUGCCUUCAUUGCUUUCAUCGGCUCCUUCUGCUGUGUCCCCCUGGCCUUCAUCUUUCCCGUGAUUUGCCACGCGAAGAUCUGCCAGCCCUCGCGGCAGAUGCUGGCGGUGAAUGGGGCGGUGCUGCUCUUGGGGCUGGUCUUAUUCGUCUACACCUCCUUCAGUGCCAUCAAGGAGGAAAAAGAGCCGAUCGCCAACUUGUGCGAUGUGGUAUGGGGGCAGGAGAAUAUGUUGAUCUCCACUUCGCCCUUGCUGGUGGGCCUUAGCCUGGUGUUAGAAUGCGCCGCGGCACCGCACUCGGUGGAAGAGUGUGCCACUCAGGGCCCGAGCCAGAGAGGCGAUACGGCAGUGGAGGUGAAGCCAGACGUAGAACUCGCUCCGGCAGAUGCGGCGCCCGAGGCGUGGCUCUUCGAGAUGUCACGUGGGGAGUAUUUGCGGAAGAGCGGCCUGGGCAUGCUUGGGACAUCUUGGGACAUUCAGAGCAUGUGCGGUUGUGACGGCAAGCUGGGCUUCAUUCGUGGCAUUCGUGGCUUUGGCAUUUACGCCCGUGCGCACGAACGACGCUGCGCUCCUCAGGCGGCUCAGGCAGGCGAAUUCUUGGGAUGGACAAUGAGAGGCUGA